Molecule: messenger RNA, 861 nt
Organism: Brassica napus (rape)
Lineage: Eukaryota; Viridiplantae; Streptophyta; Magnoliopsida; Brassicales; Brassicaceae
Product: glutathione S-transferase T3-like
Exons: 1
Coding region: 1-861 (286 amino acids)
Source: RefSeq, a predicted model, not a curated record
AUGAAUAAAAGAACUGGGUUUGUUAAUCUACUGCAUAGUCAAUCUUCAGUUGACCUUGAGUCACCCGAACCUGCUUGGUUCGGUAGCCAAGGUCCUGUCGAGUCUUGUGUCCAGCCUGGUGUCAAGUCUUGUGUCCAGCCUGGUGUCGAGUCUUGUAUCCAGCCUAGUGUCGAGUCUGCUAUGAAGGAGAGGAGGAAAUGGUCUCCGAAUGAGGAUAAAAUCCUCAUUGGUGCGUGGCUUAACACCAGUAAAGACCCUGUAGUCAUGAAUGACCAGAAAGUUGAACGUUUUUGGAAGAGGAUUGUUGACUACUACAACGCAAGCCCUCAACUGGUUGGGACAAUAUCUAGAGAGCUUGGUCCGUGCAAGCAGAGGUGGGCUAGGAUUAACGAGCAAGUCUGUAAGUUCGUAGGAUGCUAUGAUGCAGCGUCGAGGGGGCAGAGAAGUGGUCAGAAUGAUGAUGAUGUGAUGAAAGCUGCCCUCGACUCAUUCUUCAACAUUUACGAGCACAAGUUCAGCCUCGAACAUGCGUGGAGGGAGCUGAGGCAUGACAAGAAAUGGUGCUCCACCUAUAUCGUUAAAGAUGGUGGGAAGGACAAGCGCAAACAAGUGGUGGACGUUUAUAGAGAAGAUGAAGUUGCCGAACCUGAAAGUAAACCAGUUGGUAUGAAAGCUGCUAAAGCUGCUGGUAAGAGGAAGAAGAGUGGCAAAGAAGAAGAGAUGUCACAGCUACAUGCUAUCAUGGAAAUGAAAGAAAAACUCUAUAAACAGAAAAUUCUAGAUCGUUUACUUGCCAAAAAAGAUCCACUAUCUGAGAUGGAAGAAACUCUUAAACUCAAACUCAUGUCUGAGAUGUUAUGA